Molecule: messenger RNA, 2750 nt
Organism: Hypoxylon fragiforme
Lineage: Eukaryota; Fungi; Ascomycota; Sordariomycetes; Xylariales; Hypoxylaceae
Product: kinase-like protein
Exons: 2
Coding region: 167-2506 (779 amino acids)
Biological process (GO): phosphatidylcholine biosynthetic process; phosphatidylethanolamine biosynthetic process
Cellular component (GO): cytoplasm
Molecular function (GO): choline kinase activity; ethanolamine kinase activity
Source: RefSeq, a predicted model, not a curated record
ACCGGGUACCUAGUAGGCACCCAAAUCAAGGUGUAUAUAGAUCUCUAUAUAGCAGGUCUAAGCCAACAAAGGCUGCUCAUCCCACCAAUAUACACAAGCCAGAUAAAUAAACGUCAACCAGACAUAUUCAUGGAAGCUCAUGAGUGGGCCCUGAAGCAUCCUCGUCAUGAUCUCCUGGGCAUAUAAAUAUCUCUCUUCUCUUCUAUCGUAUAAUGCUUACCCCAUUCCAGCGGUACAGAUAGCCGAACCCGAGACGGAUCAAGUCAGUACGGAAGAUACGCUUCCAAAGAGACAGUUUUCAGCUGGUCUUGCAAAGCGCCUAAGUGGCCGUCCAGCCAUACCGGACUUCGGUUCUUCCAGAUCCUCUAUGCUAAGUCAGAACAGCCUGGAGGCGCUAAGUAGUCAUACUAGCACUCCGAAUAAUCAGCAGGAUAGUAGCCGCCCACAUACCCAUCAUCACCAUCACUCCAAUCACCUGGACAAGUUCGUGGCCCAGGUCGCCGAGUGGGUUGAACAUGAGCGAGUCAAGAAACAAAACAGGAGAUCGAGGAGAGUGCAUUCGAGUAGACGGAAAACCGUGAAGGAUGAUGCCGAUAAAGCCGAUUCACCACCACAGCUAUCUCCCACCCAGCCUGAGAGAAAAAGAUCACACUCAAUUGACUCUCAAUCGAGCGACGUGUCUCUGGACAGGUUGCAAAAGAUCAUUGAUGACAGCAUGAGCGCGUUAGGCCUUCACGGGAUACCUCAUUACAGUAUGAGGCUCAGGAAGAAAUCCCCACGAAGACGAUCUGUUACCCUGCACCGGACAGCUUCGUCCGAUACGGAGUACCACGACGGUGACGUCCGGGUUCCAGCUUGUGAUGCGGUUUUGGACAACUCCAAGACCUUGGGAUACUCUGGUGGGAAGCCUGGCUCCACAGACGAUGGCGCUUCGAUGUCGAGUAAAAAGGAGGAGAAGGAGCGCAAAGGAUGGAUUACGUUCAAGAAUGAAAUUAUAAAGCUAUCGCAUACUCUGCGACUCAAGGGCUGGAGGCGUGUUCCACUGGAUAGAGGCGAUAGCAUUGAUGUCACUCGACUAAGUGGUGCUCUGACGAACGCUGUUUACGUCGUUUCCCCACCGGAAGACAUAGUGACAAGAGGAGAAAGCGGUAAUCUAACACCGCCAAAACUACUUUUGCGAAUAUACGGUCCCCAGGUGGAGCACAUCAUCGACAGGGAGAACGAGUUAAGCGUGCUGAGAAGACUCGCAAGAAAGAAGAUUGGGCCUCGCUUACUAGGGACUUUUACCAAUGGCCGCUUCGAACAGUAUCUCAACGCCGAGGCUCUUACGGCAGCGGAUCUACGAGACCCGGAUACGUCGAAGAAGAUCGCGAAGCGGAUGAGAGAGUUACACGACGGUAUCGAGCUUCUAGACUAUGAAAAGGACGGAGGACCUAAGGUCUUGGUGAACUGGGAUAGUUGGCUCGAUCGGGUGUCACGUGCGGUCAUGUUUCUCGAUAAAAAGAUCCUUUCUGGUGAUGUUGGACCCAUCAGGGGCCCUGCCGAUGCGUGGAAGCAGGGGGGCCUCAUCUGCGGAGUCGAGUGGCCCUUUUUCAAGGAAGUGGUGGACAGGUAUCGAAAAUUCUUAGAUGAUUACUAUAGAAGCCCCAACACAAUCCGGGACCGGCUCGUGUUCGCACACAGCGAUGCCCAGUACGGCAACAUCCUCCGCGUCCGGCCCGACGACAAGAAAUCGCCCCUCCUCCAGCCCAACUACGAGCACAAACAGCUCGUGGUUAUCGACUUCGAAUACUCGGCGGCAAAUACGCGGGGUCUAGAAUUUGCCAACCACUUUACCGAGUGGUGCUACAACUACCACGACGAAAACGCCUCUUUCGCCUGCAACACCUCCUUGUACCCCACGCUCGAGGAACAGCGCCGCUUCAUACGCGCGUACGUCCACCACCGCCCCGAGUUCCCACACCCCGGCGCCUCCACCCCGAACAUCACCCCCCUCGCCACGCCGGUCCUCCAGCCCAGCACCCCCGCCCUCACCGCCACCAUCUCCAACUCCAGCCUCGGCCCCACGAGCUCCAUCAAGGAGUUCAUGCUGGACUCGCGCGCGCCGCCCGGCGGCUGGAAGGAGGAGGAGCGCCGCGCGGCCGAGGUGAUCGACGCCCAGGUCGAGGCCCUCAUCGAGGAGACGAGGAUCUGGCGCGUCGCGAACAGCGCGCAGUGGAUCGCGUGGGGCGUCAUGCAGGCCACGAUACCGGGGUUCGACGACGACGUCGGUGGUGAGAAGGCGAAGGACGGCAGCAAAAAUGCUGCAGCAGAAGGAAGUAGCAGUGGUGGUGGUGGUGGUGUCCAAGACGAAGAAGACGCCGAGGCAAGCGAGUUCGACUAUCUAGGAUACGCCAGAGAACGCGCCCUGUUCUUCCUCGGCGACUGCGUCAAGAUGGGUGUCUUGAAAAUCGACGAGUUGCCUGAGGAUGUUAGGGGGAGGCUUAAGUAUGUCGUUUAUGAGUAGGUAGGUACCUAGGUACCUAGUUGGGCAAGUAUCUAGGUUAGGUAUGUAGCUACUAGCUAGGUAGUUAGGUAGUUAGUUGGGUAGUUAUGUAGGUGCAGCGAUGAUUAGCAAAAUAACGUUGAAGUAAAAUUAAUACUGCAUAACUACCUAGGUAACUACCUAUGUAGUAGAAACCUUGAAAGCUUGCGGUGAAACAUUCCUAAAUAGAUACCUACCUAGGUUAACCUAGUAUUUUUUUUUUCUC